Messenger RNA from Kwoniella shivajii, 1113 nucleotides. RefSeq lists its product as uncharacterized. The transcript is spliced from 6 exons. Gene Ontology annotation, cellular component: endomembrane system. Lineage: Eukaryota; Fungi; Basidiomycota; Tremellomycetes; Tremellales; Cryptococcaceae. Bases 1 to 1113 code for a protein of 370 amino acids. The record is from RefSeq and is a predicted model, not a curated record.
AUGAGGCCUUUUGCAUGCUUGUUACUAUUGCUUGUCUUUGCAGCAAGUGUUUUCGCUUGGUCCAAAGAAGAUUAUGAAAUUUUUGAUCUUGUCAGUGAUCUAGAAGCUGCUGAAGGUAAAGGUAUAGAUUUCUACAAACAUGUCGGUGUAGAACCUUCCGCAACCAUAUCAGAAAUCAAUAAAGCUUACAGAAAGAAAUCACUUGAGUUACAUCCUGACAAGAAUCCAGGUGUCAAGAAUAUCCAAGAACGAUUCGCUAGAUUAGGUGUGAUUGCACAAAUCCUUAGAUCACCCGAAGCAAGGGAGAGGUAUAACUUCUUUUAUAAAAAUGGUGUACCUAAAUGGAGAGGAACAGGGUAUUAUUAUUCUCGAUAUCGACCUACCUUAUCACAUACCCUCAUCUUUUUAAUAACUUUAUCAUCAGCAUUCCAUUAUCUCGUUCUCAAUCUCAAUUACAGGAAACAUCAAAGAAGGAUAACGUAUUUUGAAAAUGCAGCAAGAAGUUCAGCUGGUGUGUCGGGAUUUACAUCAAAUAGUCAAACAGGUGAAAAAGUUGUAGUACCAGUUCAAGGUAGAAGGAGGAAAGUAAGAGUUCCAAUGGUUGAAGGUAAUGAUCAAGCUGGUACUUUGGAAUUAGUAGUCAUUGGAAGUGAUGUUUUCAUUCCACAUAACGACGGUACUUUAGAACCUAUCUCAGGACUUGCAAACGCUCCUUCUAUCACUCAGACCUGGUUCUUCUCUCUUUUUACUUCAGGCUAUAUCAAAACUCUCAGUCGCCUUCCACCCUCAAUCCAAUCUUCCAUUCCGGAAUUCCUGCGUCCACAUGAAUUCGCUCAUCCUGACUUGAUUGUGGACGAAGAAGAGGAAGAAGAUGAAUCGGCAGUUGAUACGCCUACUCCCACCAAUCGAGCUGCUCGAAGAUUAAAUACCGUCAAUGGAAAGGGUAAGAAAUCAAGAAGUGUAACUGCCACACCAAAGGACUCACCAGCUACUACCGAGCUUGAAUCAGCCGACGAGGGAGUAGAAGGUGAAGGUAAAGGAGACAAAAAGAAAAGAGUUGCAGGAGGUAAAGCUGGUGCGGCAAGAAGACGAAAGAUGGGAUUGAAAAAGUAG